GCUUAAGUCCAUCAAGUACAGUCAUAUUAAAGAUCGAAACUUCGACCGCGUCAGAACAUGUUGAACUUUUGCAAUAUUGUGAUUUAAUAGAUUUUUUUGAUAUAUUAUAUUCUUAUGAAAAAUAUUUGGAAGAUCAUGCACCGAAGCGAUUCAAAAGACACAAUGGAUUUGAAGCACUGCAAAAACUUCUGGAAGAACAUAAUAAUGAUGAGAAUAUAGCAAAUAACGAUAUCUCUGUAUUAUUCAGGUGA
Funneliformis caledonium is the source of this 251-nucleotide messenger RNA. Lineage: Eukaryota; Fungi; Glomeromycota; Glomeromycetes; Glomerales; Glomeraceae. The record is from the annotation of a GenBank genome assembly.